Letharia columbiana is the source of this 4080-nucleotide messenger RNA. RefSeq lists its product as uncharacterized. The record is from RefSeq and is a predicted model, not a curated record. The transcript has a single exon. Lineage: Eukaryota; Fungi; Ascomycota; Lecanoromycetes; Lecanorales; Parmeliaceae. Bases 1 to 4080 code for a protein of 1359 amino acids.
AUGGAAAUUGCUGCUGGAAACCCUUUAGACGUCCCACAUAUACAUGAUCUAUCUGCCGUCAUACCUGAACUACAAAAACAAGCACAAGAUCUUACGUCUCAAGCCGAGCAAGUUGAUCCAGGUGACUAUUCCGCCGUUCCGUCUAAGAAAAAAUCCAAAAAGGGCAAAAAGGCUAAGCAGAGCUGUUCGGUUGAAGAAAAUGAGCAGACUGAGAUACAAAAAAGGGAUGGACCAUUACCUAGUGUUAAUACUUCUACAACGCUCGAAGAAGAUUGGCCAAAGGAUUCGAACGACGAACCUGCAAUGAAGGUUCUCCAGGAGAAGUCCGAAACGUUGGAUGAUGGAUGGGAGCGCUCCACUAGCAAGAAGAAGGGCAAGAAAGGAAAGGUGACCAAGCAAAGCAUUUCGGUUGAGAACAGCAAGGCCACCGAAAUUCAAAGACGACAGCAAUCGCUACCUUACAUGGCUGCGUCUGAAGCGCCUGAGGACCAUGAAGCCAGGAAAUUGAUUGACGAGUCUGCAGUCGAUGUCUCCCAGCCCAAGACUGAGCCCCUAGAGGACGAAUGGACGGCCUCCAACGACAAUAAGAAAGGCAAGAAGGUUGAGAGGCAGAGGUCGAAGACAUCAAGUUUGGGGCUUUCACCGGACGAAACAGAGCAUCAAUUCGAGCGACAACCAGACGCCAGAGAUGACAUGAACGAUCGCGCUUUGUCCUUGGCCACAACGCGGACCUCCCAAGAAGUCGGUGCUAUGCUAGGACUCGAUGAAACUGAAGCCUCCAUCGAAGGCGAGUCGAAGGAAGCCUUCCCAAUUGAGUCUCACGCAGAGCAUAAUCUACGGAAGCCUUCAGAAGAUCAUAUUUCAGGCAGCUAUGAACAGAAACUGCCCGUCUCAUACGAGCCAGAGACUCCGCACUCUAAAGACGCUCCUGGAAAGGCGCAGGAUGAUGGAAUAUUCCUGAAUCUGCACACGCCAGUCGCUGGCACAAAUGCUGCUCAACGUGUACAGGACAUCUUGGUGGGGGAGAACAAUGCGGAGUCUGCUACUGAUGCUAAGAGGGAAGCCAUGGUGGCAUCCACGAGCAUGGAAGAGAAAGCUACUGAUAGGCCAAUAAAAGAAGAUGAACUGGUUGGGGAUGCGCCAAAAAAGAAGAAGAAAAGCAAAAAGGGUAAGAAGAACGAAAAGUUCUCAUGGGACGAGCCCGAAAUCAAGCCUGAAACGACAGAGCCGGCAGAGGUCUCAGAUCCACCCGGUGCAACGAACACUCCGCUCGAACAAGAGCCUACGCCUGACAGGCCAAUGGAAGAAAAUGAGCUGGAUCGUGAUGCUCCGAAGAAGAGGACAAAGGGCAAAAAAGGGAAGAAGAACGAAGCGUUCUCGUGGGACGAGCCCGAAACCAAGCCUGAAACGACAGAGCCGGCAGAGGUCUCAGAUCCACCCGGUGCAACGAACACUCCGCUCGAACAAGAGCCUGCGCCUGACAGGCCAAUGGAAGAAAAUGAGCUGGAUCGUGAUGCUCCGAAGAAGAGGACAAAGGGCAACAAAGGGAAGAAGAACGAAGCGUUCUCGUGGGACGAGCCCGAAACCAAGCCUGAAACGACAGAGCCGGCAGGGGAUCCGGGUCCACCCGGUGCAAUGAACACUCCGCUCGAACAAGAGUCUGCGGCUGACAGGGUAAUAGAAGUAGACGAACUGGAUCGUGAUACCCUGAAGAAGAAGAAAAAGGGCAAAAGAGGAAGGAAGAACGAAGAAUACUCUCUGGACGAGCCUGAUAUCAUGAAGCCAGCGGAGCCCUCCGAUCUACCCGCUGCAAUGAAUCCCUAUUCAUUGGAACAAGAGCCCGCGGUCAAGGCGAUCGACGAGGUUUUCUCUAAACAGUCCAAGAAAGACAAGAAGAACAAGAGGAGCAGAAGAAACGGUGUUUCGAGAGCCGUCAGUGAUUUUCGAGACGGAGAUGAGCCCAACAUCAUCCCUAUUGAAGUUCCACAAGAUGAUGACAAGACGGAGGAUCUUCCCCCAAGUGCCAGUGAUUUCCAGGAAGAGAUUGAGCCUAGUAUCAUCCUUACUGAGGUUCCACAGGACGACAACAAAGUGGAGGAUCUUCGCGAGAUUACCCGCGAUUCUCGAGACGAAGUUGAGCCCAGUGUCGUCCCUACUGAAGUUUUACAAGAUGACGGACAGGUAGAGGAGCGUUCCGCCGUUGAUCGCCAAUUAGUCACCCGUGAUGUUCGAGAAGCAAAUGAGCCCAAUUGUGUCCCUAUUGAAGCCCUACAAGACGACGACAAGAUGGAGGAUCUUCCUGCGGUUGGCAUGCCACGCAUGAGGGCAGAAAUUGGUGCACCUGUAGAGGUAGUAGAGCCAGCAGUAACAACAAAAUCUGCUCAGGGUAACGAAAAUGAGGAAUCACGCGAGGCACCGUUGGAACAGGAGCAAGACUUGAUGCCACCAAAAGGCAAGAAGGACAGAGAGAAAACCAAGAACUCUAAGAAGUCCAAUGCCUUAUCCCCAGAUGAUUGUGAAGAUCCUGCACUUGGACACGGGCAAAUAGCCGAAAUCAAGGCUCUUGAGACAGACGAAAUAGAACAUAUGACUCCUUCCAGUGUCAAGGUUGUUGAUGAGCCUGAAAAGACUGUUCAAAAGACACAAUUAGAACAGCAGGAGGAAGAUUACACGCUACCCACAAAUGAGAAGGACGAAAAGAAGUCCAAGAAAUUCGUCGCCUUUUCUCUAGAUAGCGAUGUUUCUCCCACACUUGAAGAUGAGCCAGUAUCCAAAACUGAGAAUCUUGAGAAAGAAUCGCUUAAACAGACACCCCCUUCCAGUGCCGACACGGUCAAGGAACCUGGAAAAUGUGUGGAAGGUCUUCCUGAGGAGACGAAAGAUCGAGAAGAGACCGAGGAAGCGCAACCGUUCGAAUGGAAGAACGAGGAUAUCACUGCGCAGCCUGAGCAGGAGACUGCCCAGGAGCUCAACAAAGAUUCCGAAAUUGACAGCAAAGUCAACCCGCUAAAUGCUUGGGGAGAUCUCGUCAUGGUGGGAGGCAGAGGCGAGGAACCUAUGCACGGGUACUUCGACUCUGUCUCAGCACAUGCCGCUGCCUCUGAUAUUCCUCACAAAGCCACUUCAUCAGUGGAGUCAUCUCCAGAGCAGCCGACCGUUGCGUCGGAGGAGAUAACCGCUUACCGUGCCAACGAAAUGAAAAGCAACAUCGUCUCGGCAGCCGAGACCGAUAAUGACUCUCUGUAUAGCGUCAAGCUAAGCAAGAAAAACGAAAAGAGGACAAAGAAGGCACUACCGUUGACUUGGGAGGAGGACGGGCUCUCUCAGGAGCCCACAGCUGUUCUCACUGAAUCUAGCGCUACAGAAGAUCUGGGCGAACCGUCGAUCAUCCCUGUCUCACAAGACAGCGGUUCUUGGUCGAAACCAGAAAUAUCCGCCGAGGAGAUCGUGCCUACGGAGAUCGUCCAGCCGGGUAUGAGGUCAGAAGAAGAUCAGAGAUAUCAAGGAAGUGUAUUGGAAGAUCCGCCAUCUCAAGCGAGAGAUGACAUUCAUACAAUGGUUGAAGCUGAACAGGAAGAAAGCUUUGCAAACGGCGAAAGAACCAAGACUGAAAAGCUCUCUAUCUACGAGCCGGAGGAAGAUCGGUCUGCUGCGGAUGACAAAGAACUUGCAUGGGUAACGGCUACUAGCGCUGUUCAAGGUAAUGAACACCCGUCGAAGCAGCAGCCUAGAGACGACUUGAGUACUGCAGGGGAGAUACGAUCUAAACAAGAAGAAUCUGCGGGAGGAAUGAAAAGGGACCAGACUCCCAUUCUGACGGAGUCCGGAAUGAUUGAAGAGGCAAAGGACGAGGAGUUACUCUGGGACGUGUCAGUCCAGAGGGCCGAGGAACCCGAAAAACAAGACAAAGACGGGCAAUGGGGUGAGCUUAUAAUUGGGAAUUUGUCUUCCUCUGCGGCUCAGGAGGCUGCUCGGGAAACGGCCAAAACAGUCCGAAACACGGAAUCUAUCACAGAUCUCGAGCCGCUUAGGGGUCCUAACAUAGACCAGCCGAACCCCCAGGGGGCGUUAAAAGAUUAG